UUGCCUGGCAGGAGAGCGCGCUCUCUGCGUGCGUGUGUGUGUUUAUGGUGUGUGCGCGCUUGCUGCGUGUGAGUUUGUGGUGUGUGAGAGGCGGUUGAGCGGAGCAGGCGUGACUCCGAAAUAGGUGCAGGUUUUUGGGGAAAAAGAAACGAAAGAAUCUGCUCUGGAGCUAUGAGAGUUGAACAACAUUGCGGGCAUGGGGAUACCUCUGCAAAUCCGACCCAGUUGGUGAUCAACCAGCUGAGAGAAAUAACCGGCGUCCAGGAUCUGCAGGUUCUGUGGGGAGCUUUGAAGGCCAGCCAAGGAGACUUGAGCAGAGCCAUCAGCCUGCUGACUGCCCAGUCUGAGGAGGGGCCCGUGCCAGAGGAGAGCACCAUUGCAGACGGCACGGGGGGCAUCUGGGUCACCAAGAAACAGGUUGUUGACAUGGCCCCAGGUGGGGCUAAGGAUGACCUUCAGACGGCAAUAGAGCUGAGCUUGCAAGAGUCCCAAAAUGCCCAGGCAGAAGAAAUAGAGCUUAUCAGGGCCCUGGAGGUCAGCGCGGAGGAGAACGCCGCACGGAUGAAGAGGAGGAGGUGCGAGGCGUCGGGAGAGACCUCCAGCCCUGCCGACUGGAUCCGGCAGGAGGACUGGCCCGUGGGAAUGCGCAACGUGGGCAACACAUGCUGGUUCAGCGCCGUCAUACAGUCGUUGUUCCACCUGCCGGUGUUCCGCAGACUGGUCCUCAACUACCGCCUCACAGAGAACCUGCUGCAGAAGUGCAAGAGCCACUCGGAUAAGAGGAACAUUGCUUUCAUGCAGGAGCUGCGGUGUCUGUUCGCCCUCAUGGUGGGGUCCACCCGCAGGUUCGUGGACCCCUCUGCCGCUGUGGAGCUCUUGAAGGACGCCUUCCGCACCAGCGAGGCCCAGCAGGAUGUGAGCGAGUUCACCCACAAGCUACUUGACUGGCUGGAGGAUGCCUUUCAGCUGGCGGCUAAUGGAAACAAUCCCGAUGAUAAGCAAGAUAAUCCGAUGGUUCAGCUGUUCUAUGGAACAUUUGUGGCAGAGAGGAUGCACGAAGGCAAAACCCUCUCCAAUAUUGAACAGUUUGGUCAGUACCCUUUGCAAGUGAAUGGAUUCAACAAUUUGGAUGAGUGUCUGGAAGGAGCCAUGGUGGAGGGGGAGAUCGAAGCUCUGCACUCUGAUCAAACCACUUCCUCCGGGCGAGAACGAUGGUUCUCAAAGUUACCACCAGUGCUGACCUUUGAACUGUCCAGGUUUGAGUUCAAUCAGUCUUUAGGACGGCCAGAGAAAAUACAUAAGAAACUGGAGUUCCCGCAAAUUAUAUACAUGGACAGGUAUCUCCAUAAGAACAUUGAGCAGAUGCAAAGCCGGCGGGAUGAGGUGAAGAGGCUGAAGGAGCAGCUUGUUGUCCUGCAGCAGAAACUGGAGAGCUACAAGAAUUAUGGCUCGGGGCCCACCAAAUACCCCCUGGCAGACAUGUUGCAGUACGUGCUGGAGUUCGCCACCACCAGGCCUACGAGCGUUUCACCCACCGAGGACCUGAGGACUGCGCCCUCACCUACUCCACCCCCCUCCGACACCCCCCCACACACAGACCCUGCCCACGAGGGCCCCAGUCCAUCAGAACCAGGAGAUGCCGGCCCGUCCGAUGGUUCCAGCUGCUCACAACUCGCAACGCAGCGAACCCCCAUAUACAAGCCCUUCACCCAGUGCAGACCCCCCACAGACCCCCUACACCCAGCCCCCCACAGUGUCACGGAGAAGGAGCUGCACUUUGUCAAGGGCUGUCUGCAGCGCUGGAGGACAGAGGUGGAGAACAGCAUUAACGAGCUGAAGAGCACCAUGGAGAGGGCGAGCCAGACUCUGGAGGGAAUGUACGCUGACCGAAGCUUGUGCCAGGUUCCCUACCGGCUUCAUGCGGUGCUGGUCCACGAGGGCCAGGCCUCCGCGGGCCACUACUGGGCCUACAUCUUCGACCACUCCUGCAAGCGCUGGCUGAAGUGCAAUGACGUCUCGGUGAGCGAGUCGUCCUGGGAGGAGCUGCAGAGGGACUCAUACGGCGGCAUGACGAAUGCCAGCGCCUACUGCCUCAUGUACAUCGACGACAAGAUGCCACACCUCAUCGCAGAGGACAUGGAUGACGAGACGGGGCAAGUCCUACAGGGGAUGGACUCCCUGCCGGGGAUUCUGCGGCACUACGUGCGCGAGGACAACCGCUGGUUCCAGCAGGAGCUGCAGGAGUGGGAGGAGCAGUUCUGCAAGGCCCCGCAAGAGGAACCGGCCGUUCCCCCCCCGCAGGAGAACACGGAGAACAUGGAGAACCCUGAGCCAGAGCCUGCCGCAGAAGACCCCGCCCUGAGACAGCCAUCGCCCACUUCACCGCCAGCAGAGGAGGCUGGAGCCACCGAAGUGGAAUCGGCUCCAGUCGUCAGCGAUGCCCCAGACGAGGUGCAGGAGGCUCCCGCUCACCCCGGCAAUGAGGUGGAAGAGGAGCCCACUCAGGCGUCCCAGGUAGACCGGGCGGAGGAGGAGCCAGAGCCAGAGCCCAAACCAGAGGCAGAGCCGGCGCCGAAACCAGAACCGGAGCCAAAGCCAGAUGUGGAGGCGCAAGCGAAACUGGAGAGAGAGGCGGAGGCAGACGUGGAGGUCAAGGAAGAGGCGGGGGCAGGCGUGGAGGUGAAGAAAGAGGUGGAGGCAGGCGUGGAGGUGAAGAAAGAGGUGGAGGCAGGCGUGGAGGUGAAGAAAGAGGUGGAGGAAGACGCGGUGGUGAAGAAAGAGGUGGAGGAAGACGCGGUGGUGAAGAAUGAGGAGGAGGGGGGAGAGGCGGAAGCCAAGGUCAGCGACAUGGACGCAGAACCCAUGGAGGAGGGGGAGCCCGAACCUGAGGCUGAGGCCUCGGGCUUGGCAGCUGAGGCCGCAGCCACGCCCGCUCUGGAGCGUGAGAGGCCGCCGGAGAGCCAGGUGUCCGAGGUGGAGAUCCCCAACGUGGGGAAGAUCCUGGUGCGCGCCGACGCAGACGGGUACAACGAAGAGAUGAUGCUCACUCCUGCCAUGCAGGGGAUUAUCAUGGCCAUUGCCAAAGCCAGGGUGGUUUUCGACAGAGACGGGCCAGAGGCAGGACUCAUCAAGGCUUUCCACGAGGAGUACUCCCGCCUGCACGAGAUGUCGCAGGAAGAGACCACGCCCCAGCAGGACCCCCGGCUGCAGCACGUCCUGGUCUACUUCUUCCAGAACGACGCUCCUAACCGCGUGAUAGAGCGGGCCCUGCUGGAGCAGUUCACGGACCGGAACCUCAGCUUCGAUGAAAGGUCGAUCAGCAUCAUGAGAGAAGCUCGGAUAAAACUGCGCCUUAUCAAACCAGAGGACAUGGACAUGGAGGAGUACACGAAAUGGCACGAGGACUACAGCAUGUUCCGCACCGUGUUCCUCUACCUGCUGACGGGCCUGGAACUCUACCAGAACGGAAAGAUACGUGAGGCGCUGAACUACCUGGCCUACACGUACCAGCACAACGCAGAACUGCUGAGACACGGAGAAAGGAGAGGCGUGGAGCAGUCACUUAUUGCACUUUACAGGAGGAAAUGUCUGGUGGAGCUGAACGAGCGCGCGGCCACGCUGUUCAGGAGCGGAGAGGAGAGCGACGUGGCGGAGGGGGUGGGCAUCAUCAACGAGGCGGUCAUCCCCUGCAUGCACCUGAUGAUCCGUGACAGCAUCAGCCCAGAGGACCUGGACGCCAUCGAGGAGAUGAGGAGCCGCUGGUGCUCCUACCUGGGCCAGGAGAUGGAUGACAUCUUGCAGGAGAAGCUGAGCGAGUUCCUGCCCAGGAUUUUGGACUGCUCUACGGAGAUGGUGGUUCUGAAAGAGCCGCCCAGGGUUGGGCCGAACUCUCCGCACGAGUUGUGCAACAGACUCGCAGCGGUCAUGGAGUCCAUCCACAACGCCUCCAUCGUCGCGGUCAAGUAAGACUGAUCACUCGCUGGGCCGAUCACACCUACGGGAUGUCCCCUGUUGGGCCCUCUUUCUCUCGAGGAAGGUUUCCCAAACCCACUGGAUUAUCAGUAUUCAAGCACCUGCUUACUUCUUGUUUUAUUUUUGUUGGUUGAUUUUCUUUUAUAAAUCUAUGCAUUCUGGUUUAGACAUCCUGAGGCACACAUUGCUCAAAGUCUUGCUCAAAGUCCUGCUCAAAGUAGUUCGCGUUUUUUUUUGUUUUUUUUUACUAUUUCUUGUUGUUUUGGGUACUAAAGAGAUUAAACUGGGAGUAGCCACAGUGCCUCAGAAUGAAAGCCAAACCACGUUUAUUUUUUCUUUAUCUUUUAUUUCAACUUUCACAGCCAUUCACAAAUAAUAUAAAAUCUGAAUUUAAAUGUGACAUUUAAAUUCCCUUCAAAUCUUAAGGUUUGCUCACUCAAAAUUUGUUCAUUCACAUUUGCAAAAUAGUUUCACUGUUUUACAGUGGAAUUUGUCCAUGACCUAAAACUCCAAUAAACAUUCACCCUUUUCUUUCA
This is a messenger RNA of Conger conger (European conger), 4508 nucleotides long. It is a transcript of the gene usp28, whose product is annotated as ubiquitin specific peptidase 28. Lineage: Eukaryota; Metazoa; Chordata; Actinopteri; Anguilliformes; Congridae. Bases 172 to 3966 code for a protein of 1264 amino acids. Gene Ontology annotation, biological process: regulation of protein stability; DNA damage checkpoint signaling; protein deubiquitination. Gene Ontology annotation, molecular function: cysteine-type deubiquitinase activity; cysteine-type endopeptidase activity; protein binding. Gene Ontology annotation, cellular component: nucleus; cytosol. The transcript is spliced from 26 exons. The record is from RefSeq and is a predicted model, not a curated record.